UUCAAUAUUUUUUCACCUUCGCAACGAAGAGGAGAGUUCACUAUGACGUCACAAUAGGUUUGAGUGCGGGAGAUUUUGUAAACAGACAUUCACUCUCAGGUAUGUCGUCAUCAAGUAGCAGCAGUAGUAGCUCGGGUUCGGACAGCUCAGAGGAAGUAGUGGUCCACCGGUAUCUACAACACGACCUUAAGUCUGGCGUAGCCCAGGGGAGAGCACUCCUCCGUCGUCAUGGCGGGAUAAAGGCACAGCCUUGUCACUAUCAGUUACGGGAUUGUCGCCACGCUGUUCUGGACCACAAGGGUCACGGUUACCAGGGUAAACAUUGGGACACCCCAGUCCUUAGCAACAACCUGGAGAAGUCCACCCGCCGACUCACCAUUAACGCCGUGGACAGAGAGAUGGAUGAGGAACAGAAGAAUCGCGCGUAUCACGAGGCUGAAACGGCGAGGCUGGCUAAGGAGAUCAUCGCACCGCUACUGGCCGAGUAUAGCGACACCAUUACUAUCAGCAUGAGAGAAAUGGCUGCAGAUAAGCGCGUUCAGACGCAGCAUCAGGAGAUGAUAAAAGACACGGUGCAGGGUGAACUCCUCCACCAGGAAAACGCCAAGCAGGUCCAAAAAAUGUCUGAGGAGGAACGCGAAUACCAGAUCAAACUUCUAAUGGCCAUGAAAGAUGACGCCUUGAAAACGGCCAGCAUUGACUCCUUGGUGGACAAAAUGGCAGAAACCAACUACAAGCGUUCACUGAUCAACACGGACCUGGAGGAGGCCUCAGAGAGGUUACAGGAGGAUGAGAAAGAGACCAACAUUGAGUACAAUAAGGCGGUAGGAGAGCUCCUGGACCAGUCCUUAGUCACCGUGGUACACGAGAACCAUAGAGACAUGCUCAGAGAACAGGCAGAGCAAGCCAGGCAAGAAAAAAUUCAGAUGCAGAAGGAGUUCGAGAAUGAUAAAACUGCCAAACAUGUCCAACACAAGUACACACGUGCCCUGAAAAAACUCACUGCAAUUUAUCACGAUCUCGAGAUUAAGGACAAGAAAGAAGAGGAGGCACUGAAGCAGUACCUGGAGGACGUCAAGUUUUCAGCUCAAGAGGAUAUCAUCAGAAUGGUUACCCGGAAGUGGACGAGUAGGUUGUACUCGGAGGAGAAGACGAGGCGGAUCCAUGAAGAGGAGGAGUGUAUAGACCAGGAGAACCCGGCCAGGAACGCCAUGCUGAACCUGAUGAACCGAGUCCAGAGACAGAUGAUGCUGCAGAAGUUCAAAGGAAAAUGGAUCACCGUCACUAACAAGAAGAAGUUAGAAAAGGCCGAGAAGCAGGAGGAAAACCUGACUGAGCAAGACCGAAAACUUCGGAAGCUCCGAACCAGAAGCCGGAAAGAAACCAAAGUUGUCACAUGGCAGGAUGAAUAUUAAAGAUACAGCCGUUAAAUUCUAAUAAAAGUGUUUUUGUAAAUAUCAUGCCGGAAAUAAACGCAAUUUGCCUAUGAA
This is a messenger RNA of Saccostrea cuccullata (small rock oyster), 1490 nucleotides long. RefSeq lists its product as uncharacterized. Bases 102 to 1415 code for a protein of 437 amino acids. The record is from RefSeq and is a predicted model, not a curated record. The transcript is spliced from 12 exons. NCBI's taxonomy places the organism in Eukaryota, Metazoa, Mollusca, Bivalvia, Ostreida, Ostreidae.